UCAUCCGCGAGGACUCGCCUCCUGCACCGCACGCUACUUUGAGCUCCGAAUCGCUAAAAGCACAAUUUAAAUGAUCGACGCAUCAAAAACUGGAGCUUGCACUUAGCUUUCCGCGGUUCACCCCCCCUCAUCUGGCGGUCUGUCUCUCGGACUUUGAAAAUAUUUGCCGUCAGGAGGACACUUAAAGCCUGCAGGCAGGCGGGAUGAGCUGAUAGGCGCUGCGAGGUGUACUUGUGUUCCGUGGCGCGGCGAUGCCCUGGUAUCAAAGCGCCAGCUGUGUUUGGCAGGGAGGGAGACGCAUCAUUGAACCUGUGGCCGUGGACACGCGCUGGCUCGUAAAUGUCCAAGCCGAGUUGUAAGUUACAGGAGAGAGAUGUCCGAUGAGCCCACAUGCAGCAAUCGUGAGGAAUUGUACCGCUCAGCGUUUUGAGGUUUCCCUCUUCCCUGCAACUUCGAUGGCUUGAAAAGGAGCCCAUCUCCACUUGUGCAUGAACUGAAGGAGGAUGUGAGGCAUGGGCCAUCUACCGCCCUCACACUGCACGGAGUAGCGGCCAAACCCGGCGACGUGAUCCUCCAGGUCGCUAUCUGAGUGCCAAUAAAAAACUACUUUCGAGAUAUGAAUUAUCGACUCGAUUUUCAGGCCGUUUCAUCCUAUUGGUUGUCUUACGCUACCGACAUCGGGAUUUCAAGAGGAACAUGAUUGGGACAGAAACUAUUUCUGGAGCCGUCGGUCACAGAUUUCGCCGCUGAAUCGGCCUGGAUGUUGAUUUCCCCAACAGUCCAGUCCUAUGUGUACUGCAUUCAUCCAUUGGAAACGCUGCUUAGUGUCUUGGAGAACAGCGCAGGAGGAAUGCUGGUCCAAGAUCUAAUGCCAUUUACUCUAAGUUGGUGGCCUUUCUUCUUCGGUCAUUGCCUCCUCUCUCUGGUUUUACUCUCAUGCCAGGGUGAACUCCAGAGGUCACAGAGGUCAUGCUCACAGACUGUGGCGGAGAAAGUUAGCGAGCAGUGCCAGCUGGCGUGCCACUGUCGGAGGUACCCGCCCCUGCCUCCCCCGCCUCCCCCGCCGCCUCCCCCGCGGCUCCUGGAGACCACAGUGGUGGAGCCCGUGGCCCCCCUGCUGAGGCCCUGGUGGAUGGAGAUGGAGAUCAUAGUACUGGGGACAGUGGGCUGUGCCUCGGUGGUCUUCCUCCUCUCCGCCAUCAUCAUCUGCUACAAAGCAAUCAAGAGGAAACCAUUAAGGAAGGAGGAGAACGGGACGAGUCGCGGCGAGUACGCCAUGAGCACGCGCAGCAAGAAGGCCACGGGCACCAGCAACAACGCCGGGGUGUAGGGGCCGUCCCCGAGCC
This is a messenger RNA of Gadus chalcogrammus (walleye pollock), 1346 nucleotides long. RefSeq names its product proline rich membrane anchor 1 (gene prima1). The transcript has 4 exons. The coding region runs from base 761 to 1330 and encodes 189 amino acids. The record is from RefSeq and is a predicted model, not a curated record. NCBI's taxonomy places the organism in Eukaryota, Metazoa, Chordata, Actinopteri, Gadiformes, Gadidae.